Molecule: messenger RNA, 396 nt
Organism: Exophiala aquamarina CBS 119918
Lineage: Eukaryota; Fungi; Ascomycota; Eurotiomycetes; Chaetothyriales; Herpotrichiellaceae
Exons: 4
Coding region: 1-396 (131 amino acids)
Molecular function (GO): oxidoreductase activity
Source: RefSeq, a predicted model, not a curated record
AUGUCUUCUUCUGGGAAGUUGCGUCUGUGCUUGCUAAUCCCUCGCAAGAAGGGCAUAACUGAGGAGGAGUUCCAUAGACAUUGGGCAAAUAUUCAUGGGCCGUUGGUAACUGAUUGGAUGAGCAAAUAUGGUGUUAUAGUCUAUAAUCAGUUCCACCGAGUACAGCACACAUCAGAAGCUAUUGGAAAUCCGCCCCAGUAUGAUGGAAUAGCUGAAAUCACUUUCAGUCGUUAUGAGGAUAUGGAAGCGGCAUACAAGGACAAAGUAUAUCUAGAGAAGAUUCGACCAGACGAGCUGAGGUUCAUUGAUUUCGACAAUAUUGUCUUCAGCAUGGGUAGGGAUCUGACAGUAGUCCAAGAUGGAAAGGUUGUUCUGCCAGUAGAGACUGGUUAUUGA